This is a messenger RNA of Linnemannia hyalina, 663 nucleotides long. NCBI's taxonomy places the organism in Eukaryota, Fungi, Mortierellomycota, Mortierellomycetes, Mortierellales, Mortierellaceae. The record is from the annotation of a GenBank genome assembly.
AUGCCAGCAGAGGAAUUCUACGUGAGAUACUACUCCGGUCAUCAGGGACGAUAUGGACACGAGUUCAUCGAGUUUGAAUUCCAUGCCGACGGACGCUGCCGAUAUGCCAAUAACUCUAACUACAGGAACGAUUCUUUGAUCAAGAAGGAGAUGACGGUGAGCCCAUUGAUGAUCAAGGAGUUGAAGAGGAUCAUUGCAGAUUCCGAGGUCAUGAAGGAAGACGACCACAAGUGGCCAAAGAAGAACGUUGUCGGAAAGCAGGAGCUCGAGAUUCGUUUCGGAAACGAGCACGUCUCCUUCGAGGAGGAAAGCGGGCUUUACGUCACUGAAGGACACUUGGAACAGGACAUGACAGUACUGGCAUUCAGUCAAGACUUUGCUAUGCAGUGGAACGGAUUUGCUCUUUGGAGGAGUACAUCUAUCAAAGUUGAUACAGGGUGGCCAUUUCAAAUCCAUACUAGAAUGCCACGCGGCAUUAUUCACUCCAACUCGGCACCAACACCGCCAGACGCAAUAUCGCCUACCGCCAAGAUCGGAUCAUUGGUGGAUGUCCAGGGCAGUGAAGACCCCGAAGGUCUCCGUGUCUUCUACUACCUGGUCCAGGACCUCAAGUGCUUAGUCUUCUCACUCAUCACUCUGCAUUGGAAGAUCAAGCCCAUCUAA